AUGUCUACUCAGGCAGAUGCUGGCAUCCUUGUAGCACAUGCUCCAGAUGGGGUCAACUAUAAGCUUUUGGAGCUUCCUCCCGAUUUGCUGGCUCUGCUUGAAUCUCAGGACCCUCCCGUCCUCUCGCUCGAAUCCUCGGAAACUUCUGCAGUCAUCAAGCAUGGCAAUCAAUCAUGGGGACUGCGCCAGAAAAACACCUCAAAUGCCCUGAUCAUACUCAGUCUAGGCGAAACCACAGCAGACUCGUCACAAAUUCCUGAACCCACGCUCAAGGCUGUCGCCACGAUUCACGAUACCGUAGAGCUGGUUUCAGAGCCGAUAUCCGGUCCUGUACCCGUCGUCAAGGGCAAAUGGCAUGAGAAGUUUGCGAGAAGCAGGUAA
Molecule: messenger RNA, 381 nt
Organism: Pestalotiopsis fici W106-1
Lineage: Eukaryota; Fungi; Ascomycota; Sordariomycetes; Amphisphaeriales; Sporocadaceae
Exons: 2
Coding region: 1-381 (126 amino acids)
Biological process (GO): mitotic sister chromatid cohesion
Cellular component (GO): Ctf18 RFC-like complex
Source: RefSeq, a predicted model, not a curated record